Messenger RNA from Naegleria lovaniensis, 474 nucleotides. RefSeq lists its product as uncharacterized. The coding region runs from base 1 to 474 and encodes 157 amino acids. The transcript has a single exon. The record is from RefSeq and is a predicted model, not a curated record. NCBI's taxonomy places the organism in Eukaryota, Heterolobosea, Eutetramitea, Acrasida, Naegleriidae.
AUGAAAUCACUCCAACUCAAAAGAUUCCUUUCCGUACUUGGAUCAUCAUCUUCUCGUCCAUUAUUUUCAAAUAGUCGUUUCACUCUCCCAACAACAAACAAGCCUUCACAUUUUUCAUUCAAUCAUUCACCAAUAAUUUUUGAAAAUAACAGAAGAGAAUUUCAUACAAAUUCAAUUUCUUUUUCCGAAGUUAAAAGAACGGAGCAAGAUUUAGCACAAAUAUUGCACAAGUAUUUCAGUGAGGAAGGUUCUGAUACUGACUCAACAGUCAUUAAAGUAAAUGAUAUUUCGGGAGGAUGUGGAGCAAUGUUUGACAUCUUGGUUGUUUCCAAGAAAUUUGAAGGACAUUCUUUAGUUAAACAACACAAAAUGGUGAUGGAAGUGUUGAAAAAGGAUAUUCAAAACAUGCAUGGAUUAACCAUCAACACAAAAACACCUGCUCAAUACAGCAAAAUUAUUCAAUCUCGAUUUUAG